AUGAAAGGAGGGUUCGAAGUGGUUCAUGCGACUCUAGAUAUGAUCCAGCCUCAUGAACCGAUAUGGGACUUUGCCUCUGUUGGGUUUCCAACAACGAGUGUCAGCUCCAUCCCGAGACAAGCAGUUGAAAAUCGUUGCUCAAACUUGGAGAGAAAUGAGCUCUCUGAGUGGGUGGAACAAGUCACCAAGCAGCUCAUUGAUGACUUGCCAGCUGAGACCGAAACCGAUAGCAGCUUGCUAGCUGACACGUCAAUGGUAUGCGAGGAUAGCUUUGCCCCAUCGCCGUUGGGUGAUUUUAGGGCAAGGAAAACAGUAAGAAGAAGUUUUUUGGAUGGCAGUGGUGAAGAGAACCAAUGGAGCAACGAGCAAGGAAACCAAACAAAUAACUUUUGUGAAAAUGGAGUGAAUGGUAGAGGGUUAAGUAGGUUAGACGAGCAAGGGUUAAGCUUGAUAACGCUUCUUUUGGAGUGUGCUGUUGCUAUCUCGGUUGACAAUCUUGGGGAAGCUCAUAGAAUGUUGCUUGAACUGACCCAAAUGGCUUCUCCUUACGCUCCUUCUUGUGCUGAAAGGGUUGUCGCAUAUUUUGCCAAGGCCAUGUCUAGUAGGGUUAUUAACUCAUGGUUAGGGAUAUGCUCUCCUUUGAUAAACUAUAAAAGCGUUCAUUGCUCCUUCCAAGCCUUCAACAACGUCUCUCCCUAUGUCAAAUUCGCUCACUUCACCUCCAACCAAGCCAUCCUUGAGGCUCUCCAUAGGCGAGAUAGAGUUCACAUCAUAGACCUUGACAUCAUGCAAGGCUUGCAAUGGCCGGCCCUGUUUCAUAUCCUAGCCACGCGUAUUGAAGGGCCUCCGCACGUCAGGAUGACCGGCAUAGGCAAUUCAAUGGAGCUUCUGGUGGAGACCGGAAAACAACUUUCCAAUUUCGCUAAACGGCUUGGAAUGUCUUUCGAAUUCCACCCAAUCGCAAAGAAAUUUGGAGAAAUUGACAUUACAAUGGUACAAGUCCGAAGGGGAGAGACACUAGCUGUUCACUGGCUACAGCAUUCACUAUAUGAUGCCACGGGACCUGAAUGGAAGACAUUGAGACUGUUUGAGCAAUUGGCUCCAAGAGUGAUAACAUUGGUUGAGCAAGACCUCUUCCAUGGUGGAUCUUUCUUGGACCGUUUUGUGGGCUCUCUCCAUUACUAUUCAACCAUGUUUGAUUCACUUGGGGCGUAUCUGCCAGCUGAUGACCCUAGCAGGCACCGCAUCGAGCAUUGCCUUUUGUAUAGGGAAAUCAAUAAUAUAUUGGCAAUAGGAGGCCCUGCAAGAAGUGGGGAGGACAAGUUCAAGCAUUGGAGAAGUGAGCUUGCAAGGAAUUGCUUUGUGCAGGUGCCAAUGAGCAGCAACUCCAUGGCUCAGGCACAACUAAUAUUGAACAUGUUCCCUCCUGCUCAUGGGUAUAGCCUGGUGCAAGGAGAUGGAACACUUAGACUUGGAUGGAAAGAUACUAGCUUGUUCACUGCUUCUGCUUGGACAUCACAAGCCUCUAGAUAG
Theobroma cacao (cacao) is the source of this 1533-nucleotide messenger RNA. The record is from RefSeq and is a predicted model, not a curated record. Lineage: Eukaryota; Viridiplantae; Streptophyta; Magnoliopsida; Malvales; Malvaceae.